AUGGGCCCCUGUACCGCCUCCUCAUGCUGCUGCCAGGCCCGUAAUCUGCCAUGGGCCCCCGUACCGACUCCUGAAUGCUGCUGCCAGGCCCGUAAUCUGUCAUGGGCCCCUGUACCGCCUCCUCAUGCUGCUGCCAGGUCCAGAGUGUGUCAUGGGUCCCUGUACGGCCUCCCAUUGCUGCUGUCUCCAUCGCCACACUCUGCCAUGUGCCACUUUCAGGUCUCCUCACACUGCUGGUGGGUUCCAUUUUGUCAUAGGGUGCUGGCUGAUUACGGCCUCCCAUUGCUGCUGCCAGGCCCGUAAUCUGCCAUGGGCCCCCGUACCGACUCCUCAUGCUGCUGCCAGGCCCGUAAUCUGUCAUGGGCCCCUGUACCGCCUCCUCAUGCUGCUGCCAG
This is a messenger RNA of Staurois parvus, 395 nucleotides long. The record is from the annotation of a GenBank genome assembly. NCBI's taxonomy places the organism in Eukaryota, Metazoa, Chordata, Amphibia, Anura, Ranidae.